Messenger RNA from Salvia splendens (bonfire salvia), 624 nucleotides. RefSeq lists its product as uncharacterized. The record is from RefSeq and is a predicted model, not a curated record. The coding region runs from base 79 to 540 and encodes 153 amino acids. The transcript has 3 exons. NCBI's taxonomy places the organism in Eukaryota, Viridiplantae, Streptophyta, Magnoliopsida, Lamiales, Lamiaceae.
ACUUUACCACACUUAGGAACUCUACACUAUUUAAUGCGGGCGGCAUAUUAAUGUCAUCUUCUUUUCCAACGGUACGAAAUGUGGGAGUCAGCGUGGAAGCGGUGGGGCGGUGUUAGCGAAGAAGAAGAGGGUGAUGGUGAUGGUGAUGGUGAUGGUGGAUCAGUCCUCAACCACGUCGCCGACAAGGGAGACAUCUUCACUCUUCUCCACGUCAUUUCCGACGCCUACCUUGCCACGUCACUCGGCUCCCUGUGUAAGCCCGAGGUUGAAGUGGAAGCAUUAGUAAUCCAAGGACCAAAAAUGGAUACUGUAAUAAGCCAAGUUAAGAAGCUUGAAGUUUGUGUUCUAGUUCUAGGCCAGAAAAAGCAGCCAUCUCCAUUCCUCAACUGCUUGUGUUUGAAGAGCAGCUCAGAGGUGUUUGUGGAUGAAUGCAUCAAUAAUUUGGAGUGUUUGACAAUAGGUGUAAGAAAGCAGAGCAAAGCAGUUGGUGGAUACCUCAUCACCACUAGAUGGCACAAAAAUUUCUGGCUUUUAGCUUAGGAUUUCUUCUCUCUGUAAUUUUAACUAACAGCUGAUUCCCUAUGUUUGUUUCUCAUUUUGCCUAGUUUUCAAAUAAUACUCCAU